AUGCCUGCUGAAGGCAACCCUGGCACCUUUGUUCGGCGAAAUGAAGUGUUACCUCAGGAUUUUGCUCCCGUCACUUCUAGAAUCAAUCAACAGCAGCCUGUCGAAGCUACCACCCCAUUAUGGGAUAACCAAUCGAUUCGACCUCCCGGAGAUUCUAGCACUGAAGUUCCCGAAUUUUGUGGGCCGUCGAGCUCAGAGCACACUCUGAACGUGGUCAGUGGAAACCUCAAGGCAAUGGGCAUCCCAGGGGCCAUUCUUGAAAAACCUACCCCGAGAAUGGGAAGUGCGCUUGGCUCUUCAUCGAGAUUAACACAGUAUGGUCCACUCAUGAAGUUACUGAACAUGGAUCCAUUAUGGGACGUCAAGAAACAGGAUGCCUUUCACCUUAUCGAUGAUUGGUGUUACCAUGUUGGGUCGCUUUUCCGGCUUGUGACCCGCUCUGAGACACUGAAAGUUGCCAGCAACGUUUUCGAGGUGCUGGAGAACGCGCAAAGAGACGGACCUUUCUACAAGGGAGGGCGAGUUCUGGAAGUGCUUUUCAACGACGACACCAAUAAGAUGAAACUCGUGCUGGCCAUUGAACGUACGCUUGAGAGUGGAGGCAGAAACGAUCAAGCUCAAAGGCUCUUUCAAAGCAUCACAGAAGCGGUGGAGAGCAUCAUGUGGCACCCUAAUGGCAUUCACGAUAUUCAGCUCCUCAUCCUCGUGGCCCUAUACCAUUAUCACCUCGACGAUGAAGUCCGUACGGGCCGGUUCAGUGGAUUUGCGGCAAGAUUGUGUCUGGAAAUGGGUUUACAUCGUCGAGAAAUUGUGGAAAAGACCUUUCCUAACCCAGAGGAACGAUCAGUGGCUCUUCGAACGUUUUGGUCGGUUUAUAUGCUCGAAAGAAGAACGAGCCUGGACCUCGGAAUACCGUUCUAUAUCCAGGAUUCUUACGUUCAUCCUUCCCUGUUCGAACUUGACGAGUCUGAUUCAAUACUCUCUAUUCUACUUCAGUGGACCAAACUGGCCGGAAAAACCUGGAACGCACUGAACAGCCAGGGCGAAAGAGGCGCAGAGCUAAAGCUUGAUGACCUUGACUAUAUUAACUACCAAAUCCUGCACUGGUAUGAUCAACUUCCAAACAAUCUCAAACUCAGCCAGAAUCGAGCAGAGCGGCAAAUACAGUACGAAAAUCUGGCAUACCAUCAGGCCAUCCUGGUCGUUCGCAAACACCAUCUUCUGAAUUUAAUCUUUAGGCCAGUCUUGCAAUCGUUCUCCCGGAUCAAUCAAAAUCAGCGGUAUGCUCAGACAGCAAUCACAAUCGUGAAAGAGUCGAUUCAAACCCCGUCAGAAUUCCGCGAGCACACCGCAAUAAUCGACAAGCAUGCACUAUUUUUUAAACAUCUUCUGCUCACAGCAUUUGGGAAUCUUUUACUAGCAGUGGUCAAUGCCAGCUCAUUAUUCUGGGACAGCGUGAGAAAUGAAUUUGAUACAGCCCUACAUCUGGUCAAGGUCCUGAGCGCCAAAUCGUCUCCCAUGAUGCGGCUAUGGAGCCGCCUACAGGGUCUACGAGAACUACAAACGAAACUUCUCCACGCGUCCAAUGCAUGCGUGUCGAACAACGAGUCGGGGGACUUUCGCUUCAAGAAUUGUUCCCACCUUUUCCAAACGUGGGAUCGCUAA
Messenger RNA from Rhinocladiella mackenziei CBS 650.93, 1665 nucleotides. RefSeq lists its product as uncharacterized. NCBI's taxonomy places the organism in Eukaryota, Fungi, Ascomycota, Eurotiomycetes, Chaetothyriales, Herpotrichiellaceae. The record is from RefSeq and is a predicted model, not a curated record. Gene Ontology annotation, molecular function: zinc ion binding; DNA-binding transcription factor activity, RNA polymerase II-specific; RNA polymerase II cis-regulatory region sequence-specific DNA binding. The transcript has 3 exons. Gene Ontology annotation, cellular component: nucleus. Gene Ontology annotation, biological process: positive regulation of transcription from RNA polymerase II promoter by galactose; DNA-templated transcription. The coding region runs from base 1 to 1665 and encodes 554 amino acids.